GCGAUGUGAGUCUUUCAGGCGACGCUGCAAGCGUGACGUAUAAUCUAGUGGACUUCAGGAACAGCUCGCCAACCACCCCGGUAGCUUGCUAGCCAACAUAGCCGAAAGAUUCCAGCUAUUUAUACGCUUUCGGUGUAUAUUACCUACUGUGUUUUAGACACACUUCUGUCAUAUCUACUUGUUAAACUAUUUAAUAUUACGUUAUUUUGUAUUAGUCAGCUAUAGUAGUUUGCUGGUUAAGUUAGCACUAGCCUAGUCACUAAUGAUAGCUAGCUAGCUAUCAUCCCUGAACAUGAGCUCCCUAAACAUCUCUCCUGUUGAAGAAGAGGAGGUCUGCUGGACGGAGAAAGAAACUCUGGGGCUGAACAUUGUUGUGAAAGAGGAGAAGGAAGAAGAGAAUGUCACAGUUAAACAAGAGGUAGAGGGUGAGGCUGUUACAGUGAAAGAAGAAGAGGAAGACGUUUCAGUGAAAGAAGAGGAGGCAGAGAAAGAGGAUGCAGUUUUUGGAGUGAAGAAGGAAGGGGAGAUUACAGUCACAUUGAAAGAUGAAGAUGAGGAGAUGGGAGAUCUGAUUAACACCAGAGAGAUACCAGACUCUGACAGCAGGAAGAGUCCUUCAGGGGAACCAGACCCAGAGACACCCAAACCAGCGAGACGACACCACUGCUCCCACUGUGAAAAGAGUUUUCGCUGGUUAGGGAAUCUAAAGCACCAUGAGAGGACACACACAGGAGAAAAGCCAUACCACUGCUUCCAAUGUGAAAAGACAUUUUCCGGAACAGGGGACUUAAAAGCUCAUGAAAGGACACACACGGGAGAAAAGCAUUUCCAGUGUUCCCAGUGUGGAAAGAGUUUUACUGUGUUAAAUAACCUGAAAAGGCAUGAGAGAAUACACAAAGGAGAAAAGCCUUUUCAAUGUUCCCUGUGUGGAAACAGUUUUACCCUGUUAGCUAAUCUGAAAAGGCAUGAGAGAAUACACACAGGAGAAAGUCCUUAUCACUGUUCCCACUGUAGAAUGAGUUUUAUUCAGUUGGCAAGCCUGAAGGCACAUGAGUGGACACACACAGAAGAAAAGCCUUUCCAGUGUUCCCAGUGUAGAAAGAUUUUUACCCUGUUAGCUAACUUGAAAAGGCAUGAGAGAAUACACACAGGAGAAAAGCCUUACCAUUGCUUCCAUUGUGAAAAGAGGUUUUCCCGAUCAGGGGACCUAAAAGCUCAUGAGUGGACACACACAGGAGAAGAACCUUUCCAUUGUUCCCAGUGUGGAAAGCGUUUUACCGUGUUAGCUAACCUGAAAAGGCAUGAGAGAAUACACACAGGAGAAAAGCCUCAUCACUGUUCCCACUGUGGAAUGAGUUUUAUUCAGUCAAGGAGCCUGAAGGAGCAUGAGUGGACACACACAGGAGAAAAACCUUUCCAAUGUUCCCAGUGUGGAAAGAGUUUUAUCGUGUUAAGUAACCUAAAAAGGCAUGAGAGAAUACACACAGGAGAAAAGCCAUUCCAAUGUUCCCAUUGUGGCAACAGUUUUACUCAGAGAGGGCACCUACAAGAGCAUGAGAGAAUACACACAGGAGAAAAGCCUUACCACUGCUCCCAGUGUAAAAAUAGAUUUUCCCGAGUAGGGGACCUAAAAGCUCAUGAGAGGACACACACAGGAGAAAAGCCUUUCCAAUGUUCCCAGUGUAGAAAGAGUUUUACCGUGUUAGCUACCCUGAAAAGGCAUGAGAGAAUACACACAGAAGAAAAUCCAGGCACCGAAGACGUGGAUGUUGAUUAAGGCAACCCCUCGCACCUCUCUGAUUCAGAGGGUUUGGGUUAAAUGCGGAAGACACAUUUCAGUUGAAUGCAUUCAGUUGUACAACUGACUAGGUAUCCCCCUUUCCCUUUGCCUAUAGAGCUCUGCUAUAAAUAUGAGAGCAAGAUUAGAUGUUAGGGUCUGCAUUAUUAUUAUUAUUAGGGCACCCAUCAAGUUAAGAAAUUAUGAAAUGUUCUGAAAACUGACUUCAGGUUUUUGAGGAAUCUAGUCUCGCAGGAAGACAGUUUUAUUUUAUGAAGGUUUAAUUCAGUUCUCUUCUUAGUAUUUAACUAAAUACUCUGUCUUUGGUAUGAGAGGGACUAGACUUAUUACUGUUCCCACUGUGGAAUGAGUUUUCAGUUAGGGAGCCUGAAGGAGCAUGAGUGGACAAACACAGGAGAGAAGCCUUACCACUGCUCCCAAGGUAAAAUAGAUUUUCACGAGUCGGGGACCUAAAAGCUCAGGAGAGGACACACAGGAGAAAAGCCUUUCCAAUACUCCCAGUGUGGAAAUUGUUUUGUCUGGUUAAGGAGUCUGAAGGAGCAUAAGAAGACACACCAAAAAAGCUCGACCACUCCUCUCUCUCUGUGUGGAAGGACAUUUUCCCAGUCACAGAACCUGAAAUCACAUGAGAGAAUAAAGUUGCUGUGUUCUGACUUAUAUUUUUGACUGAGAAUUUGUGUUUUUGUUUAUGCCACAUGAAAUCAUAUUGUUUAUGAUUAAACCUGUCCCACAGUUGGUCCCACAGUUGACAAUGUCCAUCAGAGCAAACACCAAGCAAUGAGUUCGAAGAAAUUGUCAAUAGAACUCCGAGACAGGAUCGUGUCGAGGCACAGAUCUGGGGAAGGGUACCAAAAAAUGUCUGUAGCAUCCAGAGCUCCUCUGUGGAGACGGGAGAACCUUCCAGAAGGACAACCAUCUCUGCAGCACUCCACCAAUCAGGCCUUUGUAGUAGAGUGGCCAGACGGAAACCACUCUUCAGUAAUAAGAACAGGACUGCCCGCUUGUAGCCAAAAGGCACCUAAGGACUGAACUCUUUGGCCUGAAUGCCAAGUGUCUCGCCUGGCGUAAAGCAUGGUGGUGGCAGCAUCAUGCUGUGGGGAUGUUUUUCAGCGGCAGGGACUGGGAGACUAAUCAGAAUCGAGGGAAAGAUGAACGGAGCAAAGUACAGAGAGAACCUUGAUGAAAACCUGCUACAGAGAACUCAGGACCUCAGACUGGGGCAACGGUUCACCUACCAACAGUACAACAGCCUUAAGCCCACAGCCAAGACAACGGCGGAGUUGCUUCAUGACAAGUCUCUGAAUAACCUUGAGUGGCCCAGCCAGAGCCCAGACUUGAACCCGAUCGAACAUCUCUAGAGAGACCUGAAAAUAGCUGUGCAGUGACGCUCCCCAUCCAACCUGACAGAGCUUGAGAGGAUCUGCAGAGAAGAAUGGGAGAAACUCCCCAAAUAAAGGUGUGCCAAGCUUGUAGCGUCAUACACAAGAAGACUCAAGGCUGUAAUCGCUGCCAAAGGUGUUUCAACAAAGUACGUAGUAAAGAGUCUGAAUACUUAUGUAAAUGUGAUUUUUCCGUUUAUUUUAAUAAAUUAGCACAAAUUUUUUUUUAAACAUGUUAUGGGGUAUUGUGUGUAGAUUGAGUAUUUUUUAAAUCCAUUUUAGAAUAAGGCUGCCAUGGUAACGUAACAAAUGUAGAAAAUUUGAAGGGGUUUGAAUACUUUCUGAAUGCACUGUAGGAGCAGUACAGACCUAGUCUGUUCAUUAUAUACAUCUACAUGAUGUAUUGUUACACCAUGUAGGAGCAGUAUAGACCUAGUCUGUUCAUUAUAUACAUCUACAUUAUAUAUUGUUACACCAUGUUGGAGCAGUAUAGACCUAGUCUGUUCAUUAUAUACAUCUACAUGAUGUAUUGUUACACCAUGUAGGAGCAGUAUAGACCUAGUCUGUUCAUUAUAUACAUCUACAUGAUGUAUUGUUUAAUUCUCAAAAAGAAGGUGUCUCCCAUGUUUUCAAUACUCCAGCACCCUCCCCUUGAGAGGAUAACGACACUGAAAUGUUUUAUGAGAUUAGAGAACACAUUGCGUGGGAUCUUAGACCAUUCCUCCAUACAGAAUAUCUCCAGGUCCUUGAUUUAUUUUGUCUGCGCUUGUGGACUGCCCUGUUAAAUUCAAACCACAGGUUUUCAAUGGAGUUCAAGUCCGAAGACUGAGAUGGCCAUUGAAAAGGUUGAUUUUGUGCCCAACUAACCAUUUCUUCGUGGAUGUUGAUGUGUCUUGCUGGAAGAUCAAUUUAUGGCCAAGUUUCAGCCUCCUAGCAGAGAGGUAACCAGGUUUUGGGCCAAAAUAUCCUGGUAGUGAGUAAAGUUUAUUUAUUUUAUACAGUCAUUUUUGCUAAUCUUUAUUAAGGGUAUCAAUAGCUAGGUGCUUAUUUGAUAUCUAGUUAUUUAACUGAAUCAGGAAUACAGAUAUGGAGUAGAUGUAGAGUUUGUUUAAAAUUCUCAAAAAUCUGAACUAAUCAAACAACACUUGUUGCUCUUUGUACGUGUUGAUAUAAUAUUUUUAUUUAAUAGAGAGAAAAACGUUUCCCUAAACUGCUUUAUAAUAUUAUAAUUCAAUGAAGAAAUAAAAAAGUUUUCCCUCCUCAACUGCGUUUCCUCCCUCCAGACAGUAGAUGGCGAUAUGUGUCUUUCAGGCGAUGUUUCUACUGUGACGUAUAAUCUAAUGGACGGAAGGCUUCUUCAACAACUGCAGCCACCUCGUUAGCUCCGUAGCCAACAAAGUCAGAACGUUCAAGUUCUUUAGACAAUUUCAUGGUUUUAUUUGCCACUAUGAUUUAAACAUACUUAUGUGGAAACAACUAGCUUCCGCAUUUAAUUUAAUAUUUUACGUUGUAAGUCAACUAGCUGGCUUGUGUGAGGAUUCUGUGUUAUGCAACAUAGCUGACUUGAGACAUUGUUAACAGUUUCAGGGCCAUGGGUCUUUCUCAUGAUGGAAAAAUACAGAAUAACAUGAAGACAGGAACUGUGCAAUGAGUUGGGGGGGGCACAUUCAGAACGUAGUGUUGCGAGAACAAACUGUCUUUUGUUAGAUAACAGGAGCCAGGUGCGUGGUAACUGUAUCGAGCAUGGGUGCAUAGAUAUUCUACAACGACUGACCGCUAAAGCGUCUAGGGGGGUGGGACCAGCUCUGGCGCCAACAAUCAACGAUAGGCUGAGUGAGUUUAAACCACGCCCAGUCUCUACUCUGACAGGCCGGCUCAGAAGUAGUUCCUGCUUCCGUCAGAUAAUAUUAUAAUAUCUUUGUCAGGAACAAGUCAGUUCUCUGUUUGCCCUGCGAGGUGGGACAGAGAGCCCGUAUAUACGAAAAUUGCAUUUACUACUUAUUGCUUAGCUAAUAAAAAGUACAUAGUAUACAA
Oncorhynchus kisutch (coho salmon) is the source of this 5211-nucleotide messenger RNA. RefSeq names its product zinc finger protein 501-like. Gene Ontology annotation, cellular component: chromatin; PcG protein complex; transcription regulator complex. Gene Ontology annotation, biological process: regulation of transcription by RNA polymerase II. The record is from RefSeq and is a predicted model, not a curated record. Lineage: Eukaryota; Metazoa; Chordata; Actinopteri; Salmoniformes; Salmonidae. The coding region runs from base 293 to 1777 and encodes 494 amino acids. The transcript has 2 exons. Gene Ontology annotation, molecular function: DNA-binding transcription factor activity, RNA polymerase II-specific; RNA polymerase II cis-regulatory region sequence-specific DNA binding.